Molecule: messenger RNA, 2540 nt
Organism: Actinia tenebrosa (Australian red waratah sea anemone)
Lineage: Eukaryota; Metazoa; Cnidaria; Anthozoa; Actiniaria; Actiniidae
Biological process (GO): multicellular organism development; cell surface receptor protein tyrosine kinase signaling pathway; positive regulation of kinase activity
Cellular component (GO): signaling receptor complex; plasma membrane
Molecular function (GO): ATP binding; transmembrane receptor protein tyrosine kinase activity
Source: RefSeq, a predicted model, not a curated record
UUUGAGUUUCUGAGCGAGGCAGACACGAUGAAGCACUUCUCGCAUGAUAACAUCGUUCAGUUGUAUGGUGUGUGUACCACAAAUGAACCUGUUUACAUCGUCAUGGAAUUAAUGAUUCACGGUGAUUUAAAAAGUUUUCUUCUCGCACGGCGACGGAUAAUCAACCAACAAGGCACGCCAGAGGCAGAGGAAGUCACGCCAGGAAACCUUACGAGGAUGGCGCUGGAUAUCGCUCGUGGACUUCAGUACCUUGCGCAACUGAAAUACGUGCACAGAGAUCUUGCUCUUCGCAACUGCAUGGUUGGUCUUGGUAAUGUCAUUAAGAUAGGAGACUUCGGACUGGCAAGACAGUUAAACCUGAAAGAUUAUUACCGCUUUGAGCGAAAAGCCGCCCUACCCAUCAGAUGGAUGGCACCUGAAGCCAUAACAGAGGGUCUAUUCACUACUCAGUCUGAUGUCUGGUCGUAUGGCGUAACACUUUGGGAGUUGGCUACGUUUGGUGGUUUUCCGUAUCAAGGGGUAUCCAACCAAGAGGUGCUUGAUUACGUCAAAGAAGGAAACAGAUUAAAGAUACCUGAAAGGAGUCCAGAAUCCAUGGCUUCAUUGUUACGUUUUUGUUGGCGCUUCGACUACCUGGACCGUCCAACACCAUACAGAAUUGUACAGAUUUUAACCGAAAAUCCUGAAUUAGUACACGCAUGCGUAGAAGUCCCUUCUUCCACAGUAACAGAUGAUUGUGUUGGGAAAUUCCAUGCACCAAGGACUACUGCGCAUGCGCGCAAUCGAUCACGGUCAAAUUCUGUCAGUUCUCAGAUGUCAGAAAGGAUACGAACGAGUAGCUUGUUGAAAGGAUCUUCUGUCUCGUCGAAGCAAAAUAUAGCAAUCAGCAGUGUUGGUAUGCACAGUCCGGGAACGAAAAGUAAGAAUUCUGAAACGGUGGAGAGAAAAACAUCGUUCUUUUUUAGACUCUAAUUUAAGAUACUCAAAUUCAUUCCUCGUUUCCAGGAUUUUCUUUUUUCUCAACGGAAGAAUAUAACUUCUGUGGCGAUAAUAGUUUAUUAUCGCUAUAUGUAAAUACAUAUUUUCGUAUUUAUAUAUUAUAUUUUUGACGGAACCCAUAUUUGAUUGAGACGUAUUUAAAAUAAACCAUUUGCCUUUCUUGAGCUCAAUGAACAGCUGACUGGUAGAGUCGAUUUAGUGUAACCGUUGAAUAGUUGACGUCACCUAAAUUAGAUUAGUUAUUUAUUAUUUUAGUUAAUGUCACAUAAAUUGAAGAUUCACGUGCCGACGGUCUGAAAAUCAGGGGGAGAAAACGAAGAUGUAAUCGAGUGAUGACGAGUGGUGGCAAAAAAAGGGUUUCCUUUAUUCAAAUAACUUUUGCUGGAUUACUAAUAUCAUAUCCAAAACCUUUUUCAAAUUACUUUUUUCUCCUUACAAGAUACUUUUGAUUUAGAGAUAUAAAGCAAUUUAAAGUUGGUUUUCCUUGAAGGAUCUUUGGUUGAAUCUAUUGACCCCUUGCAGCACGUCGGAAUGCAGCUGGAGUUGGAGGUCAUAACAAUAGGUUUCCAAUUCUGAUGAGAUUGAAAUUAUUUUGUUUUGUCAUCUAAAUUGAGUUCAUUUGACUUCACAUUGAAGGGGUCUAUUCGUUAUCAAAGUGAUAUAUCAGACGUGACCGUUUGUUGCAAAUGGGCUAUUCCUGGAGUCUUACAUUUCAAAUUUACAUUUUAAAAGUAUUUGAAGCUCUUAUAGGAUGGUAGGGUUUAGAAUCCCUUACACCCAACUCGGGAUGGAUCCGCCCAUAUCAUUGCCAGUGUUUAUUUGAACUUAGGAAAAGCAAAUUUUAAGCGACAUAAAAUUGUAUAUUUAUUUUUUAUCAAUUCUCUCAUAAUCGUCGAAGCUUGCGGUACAAACAUCAUAUAUAUUUGUCUAUAAUUAUAUACGAGUACUGUAUAUAUAUUUAGGAACAUAAAACGCCCGCGCAUAUGUCUAUGUACUGUGAUAUAAGACGCUGGAAGAUGUAGAGUCCGAGAGAAUCAAGCUUAGGAACACGAGGCGUGGCUGAGUGCUCUACAGCCUUCAAAGUGCUUAUAUCACAGUACAGAGACACACGCAGGCGUUUUAUAUUGCUGUUAUGCAAUAUUUUUGAACGAUUUCAGUCUCGCGAGCGCAUCUCAGUCCUCCGAUAUAAACACUGUAGCCAGCCAAUGGUGCGCGAGUUAUAUCAUGUAUUUCAUAAAUCUAUUUAUAUGAUGUUUUUCAUUAAAAUCAUAUCAAUAUUUUUAUCCGUAUUAUGAGGUUAAACGACUUUUUGUAUGGUAUUCCCGAAGCCGGGAGCGACCACUGACCCAGGGCAAAAUAAGAGGCUCAUCAUGUCUCAUUUAAUUUAUGAACAGAAUUUCGAGUAGUCUCGAAAAUGCAACCGCAUUGAAGGCAGCUAGGGAAUCCUUGUCACACAACACUCUGUCUAUUAAGCAGCUGUGUAGAACACUUUUAAGAAUAUAGCCUAUCACAAAUAAAGCUCUUUCUGAUUUUAUUGUGAA